AUGGACAAGGAAAGCGCCACUCUUCCUAAUGGCGGCAGCUUGUCUCGCAAAGUGGUGGCAGUGGCUGCCGGAGAAGCCCACACUCUGGCUCUCACAGGGGAUGGCUUUGUGUAUUCAUGGGGAAGAGGCAUGUUUGGGCGUCUUGGGACUGGUGCCGAGGCCGACGAGCUCUUCCCAGUUCGAAUCAAAUUUAAUGAUCCACGUUCUGCAGAAGAAAGGAGGCUCAAGCUUGUGGGAGUUGCCGCUGGUUCUUACCACAGUCUUGCUCUUGCUGGCUUCCUCAGUUCUCUUAGUAUUUUUGUUUACACACUUUUUCCAUCCUUUCUCAAGCAAGUAAAACUGGUAUCCUUGUUGGAGGACCCACUGGAUGGUUAA
Molecule: messenger RNA, 375 nt
Organism: Prunus armeniaca (apricot)
Lineage: Eukaryota; Viridiplantae; Streptophyta; Magnoliopsida; Rosales; Rosaceae
Source: the annotation of a GenBank genome assembly